CGUGAACGCGCCUCCUAGUCCCGUGGGGUAGGUUGGUGCGCGCGCGCAUGCUCGUGCACGGAACGGAAUGAAUACUAAACUUGAAGAUGGCGGCGGAGGGAGGAGGGAAGGAGACCAACGAAAUUAAAACUCAAUUCACUACAAGGGAGGGCGUCUAUAAACUCCUGCCGAACUCCGAAUACAGCCGGCCCAACCGGGUGUCGUUCAACUCGCAGGGCUCGAACCCUGUGAAAGUCUCCUUCGUGAACGUGAACGACCAGUCCGGGAACGGCGACAGAAUCUGUUUCAAUGUGGGCCGGGAGCUUUACUUUUACAUUUAUAAAGGCGUGAGGAAGGCUGCUGAUUUGAGUAAACCCAUAGACAAGAGGAUAUAUAAGGGCACACUGCCCACCUGUCAUGACUCGAACCCCCUCACGGCCACCGCAGAGAGUGUCUCGCUGUUGGUGGGCUUUUCUGCAGGGCAGGUGCAACUCAUUGACCCCAUUAAGAAGGAAACGAGCAAACUCUUUAAUGAAGACAGACUCAUUGACAAAACCCCAGUGACAUGUUUAAAGUGGGUCCCCGGCUCAGAGAAUCUGUUUUUGGUGGCUCACGGUAGCGGCAGCAUGUACCUCUACAACGUCGACCACACCUGUGGAACCACUGCACCUCAUUACCAGCUCCUAAAGCAAGGUGAAAACUACGCCGUGCAUACCAGCAAGAGCAAAACAGCUCGCAAUCCUCUUCUCCGCUGGACGGUUGGUGAGGGCGUGGUCAACGAGUUCGCCUUCUCCCCUGAUGGCAAGUUUCUGGCAUGCGCCGGCCAGGACGGAUUCCUCCGAGUGUUUUGUUUUGAUUCCGCAGAACUCCACGGCACCAUGAAAAGCUACUUCGGCGGACUUCUAUGCUUGUGCUGGAGCCCCGACGGCCGUUAUGUUGUAACCGGCGGGGAAGACGACCUGGUGACGGUGUGGUCCUUUUCGGACUGUAGGGUUAUUGCGCGCGGACAUGGGCACAGGUCUUGGGUAAGCGUCGUGGCAUUUGAUCACUGCAUUACUAGCGUACAGGACUGCGAAGUGCCGACGGAGUUCAGCGGAAGUGACGAAGAAUUCCAGGAACUAGUUCAAUUCAACGGAAGUCGAGAGCGGGCGAAUAGCGCCCAGUCUAGACUGUCCAAGCGGAACUCGACGGAUGGCCGAGGUGUCAGUGUGACAUAUCGGUUUGGAUCUGUCGGUCAAGACACCCAGUUAUGCUUGUGGGACCUCACCGAAGACAUUCUAUUUCCUCAUCUUCCGUUGUCUAGGACUAGAACUAACACCAAUGUCAUGAACGCAACUACUUCUUCCGCCCCAAGUGGCGAUACCGUGACUCUCGGUACUAAUGGUAACAAUAGCGUAAGCAGUAGUGGCAGUUGCGUUCCCUCUUACUCAUUAUCGCCCCCUUUACCCCGUUCAAACAGUUUGCCACACUGUUCACCAGCAGGGGGCAGUAGCCCCAACAAGCCCACCAGCAUCAUGGACGGCGCUUUGAUAGCCACAGGCGUUAGCAAAUUUGCAACGCUGGCUCUUCACGAAGCAAGCAAGGAACGGCAUGCCGAAAAGGACCACAAACGCAAUCACAGCAUGAGCUACAUCAGUAACAAGAGCAGUGACAAGCUUAACCAGUUGAUUGGGAUGCACGCGACCAAAACAGAAGUUGCUAAGGCACUAGGGACUGCCCAGUGCCCACGCAUGGAGGAAGUGCCAUUACUAGAGCCACUAGUGUGUAAGAAAAUCGCCCACGAGCGACUCACUGUGUUGAUCUUCCUGGAGGACUGUCUGGUUACAGCCUGUCAGGAGGGCUUCGUUUGCACAUGGACACGACCUGGAAAAGUGGGUCUGUUGCCGUCCCAAAACUCGGCUAACUCUCCGGCUAACUCUCAGAGCGGAACGGUUGUAUAGCUGCUGUGAUUUGUGCUGUGCACACAGAACCGGGCCUGAGCUGAGAAGGACUGAUCUACAGACUCAUUAAAUCAACACUGUCAUGCGUGUGUUGUCAUGUUUUGCUUAUUUACUGUGCACUGGGGAAAAUGGGCGAAUCUCAUGAUAACCUGUAGGGAACAUGUCCAGGUCAUGCAUUUCACCCCCAAAAUUAUAUUUUGCAUAAAGAAAAUUAAGCCUGUGUUAGGACGAUUAAGAUUGCAUGCACUGUAACAUUAAUUCAUUGGAAAUUAAGUAUAUAAGUUUACCUAAACAUAGGUUUGAUUAUGCAGUGAAAUGUUCUUGACAGUUUUAACGAGAUUCACCCAUGAAGAAUGUCGAGUGGAGCUGAUGUUCUGUGUUGUGUUCAGGAUUUUCAAUAAUAGUUCCUCUAAUUAGCAUCAGUUCCUCUUUGUUCUUUUAAAACUACCGUAGUUGACGGUGCAAUCCUUCCACAUGUAAGUGUAGUUUGUGAGUCAGAUGUAUUUUGCACUGAUUGUCUCGUGUCUUUCCUUCAUAAUUGCAUUGGAACAAAAACUCGUUCAAAGCCACUGAUGCGUCUCAGUGACGGCACGCCACUUCCCUCAUCAGCGCUGGAUCGUACUUUUAAAGUGAAAGGAAGAAAAUUGAUUGCACUAAAUAAUUAUAUAUAUAUAAAAAAUGGCUUUACAAUUUUUGGAGUUAAACAAGGACUCCCAGGAAAUGCUGUAAAGGAGAACCAAAUAUCUUUUGAACAUUUAUUUUAAUAUUGUUUCAGAUGAAACGGGUUAUUGUACAAUGUGUAAAUAUUGUAAAUUAAAGAUUUAUAAUGGAUUGAAAUGAUGAUGAUAAUACUAAAUAGAAAACAGUGGUAUUUCUAUUACAGAGGAUUUAUAUAUAUAUAUCUAUAUAUACACAGUGGAUAUAAAAAGUCUACACACCCCUGUUAAAAUGCAGGUUCUUGUGAUGUAAAAGAAUGAGACCUAUAAUGUGAACAAUUCAAUUGAAAAACAAACUGAAAUCUUUGAGGAGGGAUUUGGCAGACGCUUUUAUCCAAAGUGACUUACAGUGCACUUAUUACAGGGACAAUCCCCCCGGAGCAACCUGGAGUUAAGUGCCUUACUCAAGGACACAAUGGUGGUGACUGUGGGGAUCAAACCAGCAACCUACUGAUUACCAGUUAUGUGCUUUAGCCCACUACGCCACCACCACUCUAUUAGCAUGGCACAUCUUGACGUGGCAGUAUUUGCCCACUCUUCUUUGCAAAAGUGCUCCAAAUCUGUCAGAUUGCGAGGACAUCUCCUGUGCACAGCCCUCUUCAGAUCACCCCACAGAUGUUCAAUUGGAUUCAGGUCUGGGCUCUGGCUGGGCCAUUCCAAAAUGUUAAUCUUCUUCUGGUGAAGCCAUGCUUUUGUGGAUUUGGAUGUGUGCUUUGGGUCGUUGUCGUGCUGAAAGGUGAACUUCCUCUUUCUAACGGACGCCUGAAGGUUUUGUUCCAUAAUUCCCUCCACCCUGACUAAGGCCCCGGUUCCAGCUGAAGAAAAACAGCCCCAAGCAUGAUGCUGCCACCACCAUGCUUCACUGUGGGUAUGGUGUAUUUUGGGUGAUGUGUCGUGUUGUUUUUGCGCCAAACAUACCUUUUGGAAUUAUGGCCAAAAAGUUCAACCUUGGUUUCAUCAGAUCAUAACACAUUUUCCCACAUGCAUUUGGGAGACUUGAUGUUUGUUUUUGCAAACUUCAGCCGGGCUUGGAUGUUUUUCUUUGUAAGAAAAGGCUUCCGUCUUGCCACCUUACCCCAUAGCCCAUUCAUAUGAAGAAUAUGGGAGAUUGGUGUCACAUGUAGCAUACAGCCAGUACUUGCCAGAAUUCCUGCAGUUCCUUUACUGAUGCUGUAGGCCUCUUGGAAGCCUCCCUGACCUGUUUCCUUCUCGUCUUUUCAUCAAUUUCGGAAGGACGUCCAGUUCUUGGUAAUGUCUCUGUUGUGCCAUAUUUUCUCCACUUGAUGACGACUGUCUUCACUGUGUUCAUUGGUAUAUCUAAUGCUUUGGAAAUUCUUUUGUACCCUUCUCCUGACUGAUAUCUUGCUCUCUGUGGACCAUGGCUUUUGCUAUGAGAUGCAACUAAGAAAAUGUCAGGAAAAUCCUACUAGAACAGCUGAACUUUAUUUUUGAUUAAUCAGAGUCACUUUAAAUGAUGGCAGGUGUGUAAUGACUUCUAUUUAACAUGAGUUUUAAUGUGAUUGGUUAAUUCUGAACACAGCCACAUCCCCAGUUAUAAGAGGGUGUGCACACUUAUGCAACCAGGUUAUUGUAAGGUUUUUAAUUUUUGCCCCAUGAAGAUUUCAGUUUGUUUUUCAAUUGAAUUGUUCACUUUAUAGGUCACAUUAAAAGUAGAAAAAGUUCUGACAUGAUUUAUCUUUGUCUCAUUCUUUUACAUCACAAAAACCUGCCAUUUUAACAUAUAUAAUAUAUAUUUUAUUUUGGUCUCAUUUCACAUUCUGUGUAUUUAUCAGAUGGAUAUUUACAUGCAAUAUGUUCUGUAUGUUUUGUUUAGUCAUUAACAUUUGUUUUUUACUAUUAUAUUUUAUGGUAACUUUACAAUCCACUUUUAUAAUAUGGGAGAUUUGAUGUACCUAUUUAAUGGUACAUUUAAUUAAUUAUGUAUUUUAAUGAUUCAUUUAAAUAUUCAUUUAAUGAUUAAAUAUUUUGUAAUUUGGCCCACGAUAUUUUAGGCAUUAACAUGAGAUUAAAGGAAUAUUCCAUAUUUCAGUCAGCAGCAUUUGUGUCAUAAUGUUGAUUAGCACAAAAAUAAUUUCGACUCGUCGCUCCAUUUCUUUAAAUGUGUGUUCCAGUGAGACGCUUACAAUGGAAGUCAAUGGGGCCAAUUUUUGGAGGGUUUAAAAGACAGAAAUGUGAUGCUUAUAAUUUUAUAAAAAUAAAAAAUUUACAUUAAUUCUUCUGUUAAAAUGUGUGUAUUAUUUGAGCGGGAAAAGUUGUUUAAAUCAUACAGUUGUUAUAGGGUUUACCGUGUUGCGUCGUCAUGGCAACAGAGUUGUAAAAUUGUCUAUAACUUUCUGCAGAGUGAUUUUAUGACAGUAAAAUCAUGUUAACACACAUAUUGUUUAUGUCAUGUGUCUCUACUUUUGAAACCGUGAAUAUUUUAAUGUUUAUAGAUUAAACCCCAUUGACUUGCAUUGGACGUGUCUCACUGUCGAAUGAGCUUAGCUUAUAUUGAACCCGGAAUAUUCCUUUAAUUCAUUAGGUUUCACAAACUAACAAUGAACAAUAUUUUUACAGCAUUCGUUGAUUAUAAAUAUUGCUCAUGGUUAGAUCAUAAUGUCAUAGGGUUAUCAUGUUGCAUUUAAGAUAUUCUGUAAUUCGCUAUUUUAAAAUCUGCCAUGUGAAAAUGUUCAGUCUUGAUCACGUAUAAAAGUAACAGCACAAAGCAUUGCUCAAAUCUCAAACCCCAAGUAUGAACACGUUUGCAUAAUUAGAUCUCAUCCCGCCUGUCACUUGCAUUUUAAUUUAUUACAUAAUAUAUUGCCUUUGGCCUUUAGUUAUUAUAUCCAUUAGUAUAUUCCAACAGUAACUGUGCACGUCAGCAUCUCAGCGUAACAAACGCAUGUUGGCACAAGAGUAAUUAGUCUUGUUAUACAUUUUAAA
Molecule: messenger RNA, 5578 nt
Organism: Xyrauchen texanus (razorback sucker)
Lineage: Eukaryota; Metazoa; Chordata; Actinopteri; Cypriniformes; Catostomidae
Product: WD repeat-containing protein 20-like
Exons: 4
Coding region: 87-1919 (610 amino acids)
Molecular function (GO): protein binding
Source: RefSeq, a predicted model, not a curated record